GAAGUGGGUCGUUCGCUGUUGUUUGUGUUCGUUGGUCGCUAAUCGUUUCUGUUUUUCUGAUUUAAUACACUGCUUUUACGGGACGAAAUGGCAACGUUUAUUUCAGCCCCGUUAAAAAAGUCGUCUGAUGUGGAUCUGGUGAAACCGCUGUCGAAAUUUGUAACAGCUACAUACCCAGCGGGCGAGGAGCAGGGAGAGUAUAUCCGCGCCGUGGAGGAGUUGAACAAGCUCCGCAGAAACGCGCUGAUGAGGACGCUGGACAAACAUGAGAGCUCCCUGGAGAUUCUGCUCAGAUAUUAUGACCAGCUGUGUGCUGUCGAGCCCAAGUUUCCCUUCUCUGAAAACCAGCUCUGCUUAACCUUCACAUGGAGGGAUGCCUUUGAUAAAGGAUCACUGUUCGGUGGCUCAGUCAAGCUUGCUUUGGCCAGUUUGGGCUACGAGAAGACAUGCGUGUUGUUCAACGUGGCAGCGCUGGCCAGUCAGAUCGCUUCAGAGCAGAACCUGGACAACGAUGAGGGACUGAAGGCUGCAGCCAAAUACUAUCAGCUGGCCAGCGGGGCGUUUGGCCACAUCAAGGACACAGUGCUGUCAGCACUGAACAGGGAGCCCACCAUGGACAUCUCCCCCGAAACUGUGGGUACCCUGAGCCUCAUCAUGCUGGCCCAGGCCCAGGAGGUCAUCUUCCUCAAAGCCACCUCAGAUAAGAUGAAAGAUGCUGUCAUCGCAAAGCUGGCCAAUCAGGCAGCAGAUUUCUACGGUGACGCCUUCAAGCAGUGCCAGUACAAAGACAACCUUCCCAAGUAUUUUUAUUUUCAGGAAGUGCUGCCGGUGCUGGCGGCCAAGCACUGCAUCAUGCAAGCCAACGCUGAGCUGCACCAGAGCGUCCUGGCCAAGCAGAAGAAACGCUUUGGAGAGGAGAUCGCUCGCCUGCAGCAUGCAGCAGAGCUGGUGAAGACAGUGGCGUCCCGCUACGACGAAUACGUGAGCGUUAAGGACCUGAGUGACAAGAUCAACCGAGCCCUCGCCGCAGCCAAGAAAGACAAUGACUUUAUCUACCACGACCGUGUGCCUGAGGUCAAGGAUCUGGAGCACAUUGGCAAGGCAGCGCUGGUCAGAGCCACCGCCAUCACACCUCCACUCAGCCAGAAAUUCACAGACUUGUUUGAGAAGAUGGUCCCCAUGGCGGUGCAGCAGUCCAUGAGCGUUUACAGCCAGAGGAAGGCUGAGACUGUUAACAGACUGGUGGGAAUGAUGAGGGAGGCCACCAAUCUCUGCAACGGGGUUUUGGCAUCCCUAAACCUGCCAGCUGCUCUGGAGGAUCUGUCAGGAGACUCUAUCCCACAAUCCAUUGCUGAGAAGGCCCGGUCCAUCGUUCAGCAGGGAGGACUGCAGAGCAUCGAGCAGCUAAUCAGAGACCUGCCUGAGCUUCUGACCCGCAACCGAGAGAUCCUGGACGAGUCUCUGAAGAUGUUGGAUGAAGAAGAGACGACAGACAACGAGCUGAGAAGCAAGUUCAACCAGCGCUGGAACAGAACCCCCUCUGGAGACCUGUACAAGCCCCUCCGUGCAGAGGGAGCUAACUUCCGCAACAUCUUGGACAAGGCCGUGCAGGCGGACCAGGUCGUGAAGGACCGCUACAACACCCACUGUGAGAUGAUCACCCUGCUGUGCAAACCAGAGAACGAGCUCAAUGCUGCCAUCCCAUCCGCCAACCCGACCAAGACACUGCAGGGCAGCGAGGUAGUGAACGUGCUGCGCUCCCAGCUCACCCAGCUGGACGAGAUGAAGAAGGAGAGGGAGACCCUGGAGGGGGAGAUCAAGGGCGUGACCUUUGACAUGUCUACCACCUUCCUGACGGCGCUCGCCCAGGACGGGGCCAUCAAUGAGGAGCAGCUGUCAGUCUCCCAGCUCGACCAGUUGUACGGCGCCUACAACCAGAGGGUACAGGCCAGCCUCCGCACACAGGAAGAGCUGCUGGGACAAGUUCAGACAUCCCACCAGGAGUUCAGCAGUCUGAAGCAGUCCAACACGGAGGCCAAUCAGAGGGAGGAGGUGCUGAAGAAGCUGGCUUCAGCCCAUGACAGCUACGUCGAGAUCAGCAACAACCUGCGCGAAGGCACCAAGUUCUACAACGACUUGACAGAAAUCCUGCUCAAGUUCCAGAACAAAUGCAGCGACAUCGUUUUCGCUCGCAAGACGGAGCGGGACGAGCUUCUCAAAGAGCUGCAGCAGAGCAUCGCCCGAGAGCCCAGUGCUCCAUCCUUCAACGUCCCCGCCUAUCAGAGCACCCCAGCUGCCCCUGCUGCCCCCGCUGCCGGCCCAACCCCGGCGCCCAGGACCGUCUUUCAGCCACCACAAGCCCAGCAGCAGCCCCAGGCCAAGCCCCUGCCCCCAGCCAGGCCUCCUCCACCAAACUUCACGCCUCAGGCAGCAUCCACCACUCCCACCAACACGCAACCUGUUGGCCCUCCCACCGGCAACCCGCCACCUGUGGCCCCACCAUCGCAGGCCCAGGGACCACCUUACCCCAGCUACCAGGGCUAUCCAGGGUACUUCCAGAUGCCCAUGGGCUACAAUCCCUAUGCUUAUGGCCAAUACAACAUGCCCAACAUGCCCAACAUGCCCUACAUGCCCUACCAGGCGACUCCAGGACAGGGAGGCUACCCAGCAGCCCCCCCUGCCGGACAACCCUACCCCGGCUACCCCCAGCAACCCCCACAGCAGCAGCAGCCCUACUACCCUCAGCAAUAACUCUCAUCUCCAUCCCCUCAUUCCUCUUCUCACCAGUUAACACCAAAUAAAAAAAUACCCCCAGCAAUAACACUUCAUCUCCAUUAGCUCCCUCCCCUCUCAUCUUUUCUCGUCUCUCACUAACAGCGGCUGAAGAAACCCAACUGAAGGGUGACCUCACAGCUGCUUCACACUUCUCCCCGAAACCCUUUAUUACUUUGCCAUCUCUUUCUUCCUUUGUCCUUUUCAUCUCACCCUCCCUUUCUCAAUCAUUCUACGUUCUAUUUUCAUGUUUUCUCAGCUCUGACGGCACUUUCCCUGAACUAUCACAACUCUCACCGAUGCACUAACCCCUCCUCCUGCCUGUAAGGUUAUUUUUUUAUGUACUCAUUUUCUAACGGUUUAAUUUAAACCCUAACUGGUUUCCAUUGAUAACUGACUUUGUCUGGGCUGGACUGCUUUACAACCCUCAUGGAGGCGCACAGAAUCCUUGGUUGUUUCCUGGUUUGGGUGUAUGUGUUGGGUGGGCGGAUGGGUGGUCAUUACUAGUCAUGCCACUGAUGGGAGGGCACAGCCGCAUCCUCGCUCCCCCACCCACUCAAUCAACCCCCAGUGCUUCUAUAUCAACUAUAUUCCUAUUUUUGUAAUGAAUACUGAUGCGUCGCUGUUGUACAAACCUAUAAAAACGAAUGGCCUGUAGGUUUUCUAAUGUAGAUGACGACUGUUGAGAGUUUUUCUUUCGCUCUUUUUCUCUUCUCUCUCUCAUCCAGGGAAUGUUGGUAUAUUUCUGUGUUACAAUCAGAGGCUGUACAAGUGGGAGAAAUUAUUCUAUUAUAUAAAUAUAUGUAUAAAUAAGACUCUGUAUGUGGUUAACCGAGACACUCAGUGUGAUGCACUCUCAUGCUCUUUGUGUUUAUUUUUGUUCCUCAGCUCUAAUGUGAUUAAAAACAACCGCCAGCCAGAA
This is a messenger RNA of Chelmon rostratus (copperband butterflyfish), 3694 nucleotides long. It is a transcript of the gene pdcd6ip, whose product is annotated as programmed cell death 6 interacting protein. The coding region runs from base 88 to 2751 and encodes 887 amino acids. Gene Ontology annotation, biological process: mitotic cytokinesis. Gene Ontology annotation, molecular function: protein binding. The transcript has 18 exons. The record is from RefSeq and is a predicted model, not a curated record. NCBI's taxonomy places the organism in Eukaryota, Metazoa, Chordata, Actinopteri, Chaetodontiformes, Chaetodontidae. Gene Ontology annotation, cellular component: endosome.